Messenger RNA from Laccaria bicolor S238N-H82, 1255 nucleotides. RefSeq lists its product as uncharacterized. Gene Ontology annotation, biological process: D-sorbitol catabolic process. Bases 23 to 1186 code for a protein of 387 amino acids. The record is from RefSeq and is a predicted model, not a curated record. NCBI's taxonomy places the organism in Eukaryota, Fungi, Basidiomycota, Agaricomycetes, Agaricales, Hydnangiaceae. Gene Ontology annotation, molecular function: zinc ion binding; L-iditol 2-dehydrogenase (NAD+) activity. The transcript has 12 exons.
ACAUAUUUUUGUCCCUACAACGAUGUCAGUCAAUCCCAAGGUCAAUCCUGCCUUCGUUCUUCGAGGUAUCGAAGACGUCAUCUUUGAAGAUCGUCCCAUUCCAAAGGUCUCGGACGACGAGGUGCUCGUCGAAGUCAAGAAAACCGGUAUAUGUGGCUCGGAUGUGCAUUAUCUCCUAGAGGGACGCAUUGGCGACUUUAUUGUGGAGAAACCGAUGGUGUUGGGCCACGAGUCAGCUGGAAUAAUCGCAAAAAUUGGCACAAAGGUGAAGCAUUUGAAGGUUGGAGAUCGAGUAGCAAUGGAGCCAGGGGCGACAUGUAAAUCCUGUGAAACCUGCAAAGCGGGACGCUAUGAGUUAUGUCCGGCGAUUAUUUUCGCAGCGACUCCGCCGUAUGAUGGGACACUCAGCCGCUAUUAUCUUUUGCCUGCUGACCUCGCCUAUCUACUGCCUGAAAACGUUUCUUUAGAAGAUGGUGCCAUGAUGGAACCUCUUUCGGUAGCAGUUCACUCCGUGUCAACUCUGGGUGCUUUCCGAACCAACCAGAGCAUCGCGGUCUUUGGAUGUGGACCUAUUGGUCUCCUGUGUAUGGCUGUUGCGAGAGCACUGGGAGCCUCCCGUAUCAUUGCCGUGGACAUCAAUCCUGAUCGGCUUCGAUUCGCUAAACAAUACGCAGCCACGCAGACGUUUCUACCCAUGGAAGCAAAUGAAGGGGAAAGUGCGAUCGACGUCAUCGAGCGCAACGCCAAACACAUGAAAAAUCAACUUCAAAUCGACGACAGGGGCGAGCGGUCUAUUGACCUUGUGGUCGAUGCCAGUGGUGCGGAAGCUUCUGUGCAAACUGCGUUUUACGUUGCAAAGGCUGGCGGCACAUUUGUCCAGGUCGGGAUGGGCAAUCCAAACGUAACUGUCAACGUAAACCUGCUUACUAUCAAAGAGCUCACAUACAAGGGAUCCUUCCGCUAUGGUCCUGGCGAUUAUCCGCUUGCCAUCGCCCUAGUUGCUCAAGGUCGUGUUGACCUGAAACCUUUGGUCACUCAUCGUUUUAAAUUCGACGAAGCUAUUACUGCUUUCAAGGCAACUCGGGCUGGGAGGAGCGAUGAUGGGAAAGCCGUUAUUAAGGCAAUUAUUUCUGGGCCGGAAGAUUGGGCGGCCGCAAAGGAACAUGACUCCAAAGAUGAAGCGUAAGUCUUGUGUAGUAUCACUCCAGACACCACCGGAUAUGUGGGGCUCAGGCUAUAGCACGAGCAUCUUGUU